Nestor notabilis (Kea) is the source of this 1044-nucleotide messenger RNA. RefSeq names its product RNA guanylyltransferase and 5'-phosphatase (gene RNGTT). The annotation marks the transcript as partial. Lineage: Eukaryota; Metazoa; Chordata; Aves; Psittaciformes; Psittacidae. Gene Ontology annotation, biological process: 7-methylguanosine mRNA capping; protein dephosphorylation. The record is from RefSeq and is a predicted model, not a curated record. The transcript is spliced from 9 exons. Gene Ontology annotation, molecular function: mRNA guanylyltransferase activity; protein tyrosine/serine/threonine phosphatase activity; ATP binding.
UUACCUUUGAAGACAAUGUUAGGACCAAGAUAUGACGAACAGGUUGCUGAAGAAAAUCGUUUUCACCCGAGUAUGUUAUCCAACUACUUAAAGAGUCUGAAGGUUAAAAUGGGUUUACUGGUAGACUUGACCAACACCACUAGAUUCUAUGACAGAAAUGAUAUCGAGAAAGAAGGGAUUAAAUAUAUAAAGCUCCAGUGUAAAGGGCAUGGUGAGUGCCCUACACCUGAAAAUACAGAAACAUUUAUUCGUGUAUGUGAACACUUCAGUGAUAAGAAUCCCUCAGAGUUUAUAGGUGUCCAUUGCACACAUGGUUUCAAUAGAACCGGAUUUCUGAUCUGUGCCUUUUUGGUCGAGAAGUUGGACUGGAGUAUUGAGGCUGCUGUGGCUACUUUUGCUCAGGCUAGACCGCCAGGUAUUUAUAAAGGGGACUAUUUGAAGGAAUUAUUUCGUCGUUAUGGAGAUGAAGAUGAUGCACCAUCACCACCUGAGCUACCAGAAUGGUGCUUUGCUGAUGAUGAUGAAGAGGAGGAUGAUGAUAAUGGUAAAACAGGAGGCCAAGAAUCAGAACCUGGAUCAUCAAGCUCUUCCUUUGGCAAGAGGAGGAAAGAACGCCUAAAACUGGGUGCAAUUUUCUUGGAAGGAGUAACAGUAAAAUGUGUGACCCAGGUGACAACACAACCAAAGUUAGGAGGAAUACAGCAAAAAUGUCAGCAGUUCUGUGGAUGGGAAGGGUCAGGAUUCCCUGGAGCACAGCCUGUUUCCAUGGACAAACAAAAUAUUAAAUUUUUGGAGCAGAAGCCGUACAAAGUUAGCUGGAAAGCAGACGGCACUCGGUACAUGAUGCUGAUUGAUGGCAAGAAUGAAGUUUAUAUGAUUGAUAGAGACAAUUCAAUUUUUCAUGUAGCUAAUCUGGAAUUUCCAUUUCGUAAAGAUCUUCGCACACAUCUAGCAAACACUCUUCUGGAUGGGGAAAUGAUCAUCGACAAGGUUAAUGGACAGGUUGUCCCUCGGUACUUGAUAUAUGACAUUAUUAAGUUUAAU